Molecule: messenger RNA, 468 nt
Organism: Knipowitschia caucasica
Lineage: Eukaryota; Metazoa; Chordata; Actinopteri; Gobiiformes; Gobiidae
Source: the annotation of a GenBank genome assembly
AUGGCCAGACGCGUCCGCUAUCCUGGCUGCACAACGUCUACUGACUUCCUCGUAAGCUCCCAGCAAAGCAAUACGAAGCAAAGUCUCCAGAAGACAUUGUGCCUUUGUCUUCGGGGACUGCCAGUCGUCUUGGGGGAUGACCCCUCUGCGUUCUUCAAAACCUGCUCGGAUGCAACUGACAAGGACUUGUACAGUGAAACUUCAGUGGGAAUCCUCUGCAUUGACGAACAUCCUCAACUCAACCCAUCCAGAGUGAGCAUCGUCUUGGAAGGGAGUGUGGUAAUGGAGGAGCUGGCCAACCUGCCACAGGCUUUCUGUGUCCUUUUUGGACAAAUUUAUGCCUUGCACUUGGACUACCCCAAGUGCAUGAAAAGCACCUUCCACUUUAUUCAACAGGUCAUGCUAAACCUGGGCAGAGUUGAGCUGAAACCCAAAAUUCAAUCUUUGAAGAAUCAGCUAUCUGUAUAA